AAUAAUGGCGGCUCCUUCAAAAGAUGAUCAGAAGAUCAAGCUGGCAAAAUCGUUCAAGAAAAGACUUGAUAAGCUGGGAUGUCCAUUUACAGAAGGAGUGGACGAUUCAUGGAUUUCUGAGCUAAUUUUCAAGCCUGGGGAACAUAGGAUCAGACUUCUUCAGUGGCUCUUCUCAAAAUUUGACUCCAGGUUGAAUGAUGUUCUUGAUCCAACAUUUGCAUCGAAUGAGUCGAAGAUGGAUUCACGUAUCCAGAGACUUCUGUUUGUGGCAACAACACUGGGACUGUGUAAAUAUGACGACGUCGACCUUAUCAGAGGUGUCAACACAAAGCCUACACGACAGGCAGCCUUCAUAGAUCAGCUGUUGGACAAUGUUUGUAUCAUGGAUGCUGCCGAGGAUCCUACAAAUAAAGCAUUGUGUAGCCCAGGUAUUGUCAGUGAUGCCACCAGUCUGGACGAGCAGUUUAGAAAAGACUGUCUGUACAUAGACUCUCUUGUCCAGCAGGAGAAAAUGGACGCCCUGUUCAACCUUAGAUCAACACUUCUACCCCCAGACCUUCAGCAACAGGUGGAAAUCAGCUGGGCACAGCAAGGUCACACCAAGGACAGACCACCGAAGCCAGAUUUACAGAAACUAACAGAUGCAGCAAAUAAGCUUGCUCAAGAUUUAGGAAGACAGAAAGAAAUAUUAGAGGAGUUAACAAAAACUUUUCAGUAUCAAGCUCCUGACGAAUCCCGGAUGGAAAAGAUCAGUAAAACCAUGCAGCUUGUUCUGUCGGAGUUGUCACAGUUAGAAGUGGGCUUCUCCUACUGUUACGAGAACGAGAUGUGUCACUGGUGCAACAAAACGCCUCCGACACUCAAUCAACUCGGGCCAGCCUUCAAACGUGUCCACACACUUCUUCAGCAAUUUGUAAAUCUCUUGGAGGGUUUCAAGUCCAUCAGAUCAUCAUACAUGAAUUUAAGUCGGGAUUCGUCAAAGCGUUUGAGAAGUCUAGUUUCAAGCACAACAAAUGCCACAAAUUUAGCAUCAGUCAGCCGGACAGCAUUGUCCAGCUUCCAGGACUGUGUCAGCGUUCUUGAGAGAUCGUUACAGCGCCAAGAGCUGGAAACCAGCAUGUCCAGUUCAAUAAGAUCCUCCUCCUCCUCAAUUCUCCGUGGGGAAAGGAAAAACAAACAUUAGUGUUCAGCAUCAAAAUCUUGGUAGUGAAGAGAUAUUUCCUGAAUUAGUACCAGAAUUCCUUUUUUCAUCACAUGUUAGUAUUUAUGAAACUGUUGUUAAAUUUAUAUGGUUUAUUGAAUAAAAUGCUCUAUUUUUUAAUC
Messenger RNA from Mizuhopecten yessoensis (Yesso scallop), 1323 nucleotides. RefSeq lists its product as uncharacterized. Gene Ontology annotation, cellular component: HAUS complex. Bases 5 to 1183 code for a protein of 392 amino acids. NCBI's taxonomy places the organism in Eukaryota, Metazoa, Mollusca, Bivalvia, Pectinida, Pectinidae. The record is from RefSeq and is a predicted model, not a curated record. Gene Ontology annotation, biological process: centrosome cycle; spindle assembly. The transcript has 10 exons. Gene Ontology annotation, molecular function: microtubule minus-end binding.